AGUUAGAAAUAUGUUAUUAUUAGUUUUAAUAAGCACCCUAGUGAGUAAUGCGCUGGGGUCGGCGGAACUGAGCAGCCUGUACGGGCUGCGCGGCGGCAACCACAUCACUCUGUGCAUGAGCGCGGGCACAGAGGGCCGCGGCCAUGACGUGUGCCAUGGCGCGCUGUGGCGCCGUCACUGGGUGCUGGUGCGCGGCAGCUGCGUGGCGCGCCGGCCCCUCUACCCCGUCGUGCUCGUGCGCGACACCGCCGACAACGUCGACUGCGAGGACGUGCAACAAGACAUGUUGUACUACAAUUACCGCAAAGUGCUGACGCGAUUCAUGCACCCCAAAUUCCCUGAGAUGGACUUCGCCCUGAUUUGUGUUCUGGAGCCAUUUGAUGCACUUCAAGUCACCUCCAAUGUCAGCAUGCAACUGCUUGCUAAGCUGGACCCGUGGCUGUGGGACACAUAUAACAGGUUCUCACCUGAGAAUCACCUGGCACACUACUGGCCCAGUGAACAGAACAUGGUGUUUGCAUCCCCUGUGAGAAUGUUCAUGGCUACAGUGGUUCUACCAUUGACGUUUUUCAUAGCAUUCUUUCUGCUGGUCACAUUCUACACGGGCUCAGACAAGGGAUCCGUGCCAUAUAAAAGUCUUAAAGAUAUGGAAGACACUGCUUUUGCAUAGACUGAAUUAAAACAAUUAAUUUGUAACAAC
Molecule: messenger RNA, 700 nt
Organism: Papilio machaon (common yellow swallowtail)
Lineage: Eukaryota; Metazoa; Arthropoda; Insecta; Lepidoptera; Papilionidae
Exons: 3
Coding region: 11-670 (219 amino acids)
Source: RefSeq, a predicted model, not a curated record